AUGGCCGACAGCACCCCGCCCGCUGACGUGGCUCCCGGAGGUGGAAACCGCGCGGAGGAGACGCGCAGCAAGAAAUGGCUACCGCUGGAAUCGAACCCGGAAGUGAUGAACGAUUUCGUGCGCAAGGUGGGCUUUCCGCCUACAGCGGGUUUCCACGAUGUCUUUGGGCUGGACGCGGAUCUGCUCGCCAUGGUGCCUCAGCCCGUGCUCGCGCUCCUCUUCCUCUUCCUGCUCCCUCCCGAGGAGCGGUCCAAAGAGCCAGAGCAGCAAGAGCAGGUUCCCGAGCAGGCAACUCUCACUGCUGAUCCAUUUUUCGUGCGGCAGACCAUAGACAACGCGUGCGGCACGAUCGCACUCCUCCAUGCCAUCGGCAACAACCAACACAGGCUCACUCUUGAACAGGGUUCUUUCCUCCAACAGUUUUUUGAGAAGACCAAAGACAUGACACCUGAAGAUCGAGCAGCCUACCUGGAAGCAGACACAUUACUGGAGAAGGCACACACAGAUGCAGCAGAGGCAGGCGACACUCGGCCCCGAAGCAUGCACGAGUGUGUGGAUUUGCAUUUUGUCGCCUUCGUGACCUCUGGAGGUCCGUAUUUCACACGCACUUAA
Molecule: messenger RNA, 612 nt
Organism: Closterium sp. Naga37s-1
Lineage: Eukaryota; Viridiplantae; Streptophyta; Zygnematophyceae; Desmidiales; Closteriaceae
Source: the annotation of a GenBank genome assembly